Symbiodinium necroappetens is the source of this 870-nucleotide messenger RNA. NCBI's taxonomy places the organism in Eukaryota, Dinophyceae, Suessiales, Symbiodiniaceae. The record is from the annotation of a GenBank genome assembly.
AUGGAUUCUAACUCUCAUUGUAGUAGGCCCUUAGUAGGCAGCUCUCAGCCGGAGGAGCGUGUCUUGGUGCCCGAAGUUCUCUUCGAAUCCAACAGAGGACUCGGCCUCCCCGGGCUUAUUGUGCGCUGCGCCGAUGCAGUGCUUGCCUCGGGAAAGAGCAGCGAGGAGGGAGUCCGUGAGCUGCUCCGGCAAGUGGUACUGGUUGGUGGUGCAGCAGACUUUCCGGGUAUCCGGCCACGAGUCGAGUACGAGAUGCGAAGUCUCUUGCAGAGCUCCCAGUUCGAGCGCCUCCUCGCCUGCCUGAGCUCUGCAGAGGAUGUCUUCGUCUUAAACCCUCCGCUUGGGGAGACGGGGCCUUUGGUUACUCCCCGUUUCGUGCCCCUGUUUGGUGGUUGUGUUCGUGCCGCAAGCUCGAAAGGCUAUGGAGCAUGGGAAAGGGACAGCAAUGUCGGGGCCCUUCGCAGCCUCCCCUUGCUGGCUGAGAUGCCGGAGGGAUCUUCCAACAGUAGACAGGUCUUCUGGCAGCAGCGGAUGCGACGAAUGCUGGCUUUGCAGCUGCCUGACAUUUUCCGCACCGGUGGUGGCGGAGGCGAGGACGACCAGGCCUGGCAGAUGCUGGAUGAGGACAGCGAUUCCGGGAGCUCCAACUUGCACUUCGAGGAGCAAGAAUCUGAGAGCCAAGCCUCCCCUUCCAGUCCGGUGGAUUGGCCCAGCGCAGUCGAAGAAGCAACUGCCUCCCCCAACGAGAGGGUUUCUUCCAGCAGAGGCAGUGGCAGAAGCAAGGGCAAGGGAAAGGGAAAAGGAGGGGGAAAAGGUCGAGUGAGGCGCGGCCGGCUAAUUUGGAGGCCGGUGCAAGGCGAAGUCGAGUGA